This is a messenger RNA of Dipodomys ordii (Ord's kangaroo rat), 1255 nucleotides long. RefSeq names its product dual specificity phosphatase 14 (gene Dusp14). Gene Ontology annotation, cellular component: cytoplasm. Gene Ontology annotation, biological process: protein dephosphorylation. The coding region runs from base 91 to 687 and encodes 198 amino acids. The record is from RefSeq and is a predicted model, not a curated record. Lineage: Eukaryota; Metazoa; Chordata; Mammalia; Rodentia; Heteromyidae. Gene Ontology annotation, molecular function: MAP kinase tyrosine/serine/threonine phosphatase activity. The transcript has a single exon.
AAAGAGGCUACAGCUUUGGAUUCCUUGGUGGACAAUAAAACUGUGUCUGGUCUUGCCCCUGAUGAUGCAAGUGUGACCACUGCCAUCUUCAUGAGCUCCAGAGGUUAUAGCACGCUGCCACGGACUCUCAUGGCCCCUCGGAUGAUUUCUGAGGGAGACAUAGGAGGCAUUGCUCAAAUCACCUCCUCCCUCUUCUUGGGCAGAGGCAGUGUGGCCUCCAACCGGCACCUCCUUCAGGCUCGUGGCAUCACCUGCAUUGUUAAUGCUACCAUUGAGAUCCCCAACUUCAACUGGCCUCAGUUUGAAUAUGUCAAAGUGCCUCUGGCUGACAUCCCUCAUGCCCCCAUUAGACUGUACUUUGACACGGUGGCUGACAAGAUCCACAGCGUGAGCAGGAAGCAUGGCGCUACCUUGGUGCACUGUGCUGCAGGAGUGAGCCGCUCAGCCACUCUCUGCAUUGCUUACCUGAUGAAAUUCCACAAUGUCUGCCUGCUGGAGGCAUACAAUUGGGUGAAAGCCCGGAGGCCCGUCAUCAGGCCCAACGUGGGCUUCUGGAGGCAGCUGAUAGACUACGAGUGCCAGCUCUUUGGGAAGUCGACAGUGAAGAUGGUGCAGACACCUUAUGGCGUAGUUCCAGACGUUUACGAGAAAGAGUCCCGACACCUGAUGCCUUACUGGGGGAUGUAAUGCUGCCGAGGCCCGCAGCAGCCGCAGCCCCUGUGCAGUACCAGCAUCUGCUAGCACCGUCUGCUCCCUUCAUCUUUUCAAGUGGUUUACUUCUGGUUCUCCCUCAAGUGUUUUUACACUGAGUGCUCAAAUUUAUUUUAAGAGAUAGGGAGGGGACAUAAAGGGAUUCGUCUUAGUAACAUUUUUAAAACUAGCAUUUUGAAAUAGUGUUUAUGAAAAUCUUGAACUGGCUUUUAAUCAUUUUUAACAAUUUGAACAGUUUACUAAACUGUUUCGGCUUUAUUCUGACUUCCUUGCCUUUUGGCAACAUGGCAGGAGGAGCGCAGUGCAAAAUUCUCUCUGGCUGGGCUUUGCCCAGAGUGCCCACCAAACACGCUUAGUUAGGGAAGACUGAUAGACAGCGUCUCUCCUGGAUUAACCCUUUCCUUUCCUCUCUAUUAUUUAGUGAGUCUGUAAGUUAAAUACACUUUUAUUAUUUAGUUGAUAAGUAAUUAUAAUGAAAUCUGCUGCAAAAACUCUUGAAAUCAAUGUGCCCCAGAAUUAUAUGAGCAUUAUUUUUAAUAAAUAU